Ahaetulla prasina is the source of this 4075-nucleotide messenger RNA. RefSeq names its product transmembrane protein 222 (gene TMEM222). The transcript is spliced from 6 exons. The record is from RefSeq and is a predicted model, not a curated record. Bases 42 to 623 code for a protein of 193 amino acids. Lineage: Eukaryota; Metazoa; Chordata; Lepidosauria; Squamata; Colubridae.
AUGUCAUUCACGGUCCCACUCCUCCUCCCCCCCUCCCGGUGAUGGAGGAAGAGGAGGCCGCGGAGGGGAAGAUGAAGCAGUUCCACGGCGCUGUGGCGGUCGGGGUCGGCGGGUCCCUCGGGGCGGCGCUGGAUCCGGAACGCAGCCGCUUCCCCUACUGCGUCGUGUGGACGCCGAUCCCCGUUCUCACAUGGCUCUUCCCGAUCAUUGGUCACAUGGGCAUUUGCACUUCGACAGGAGUCAUUCGAGAUUUUGCAGGGCCUUACUAUGUCUCUGAAGACAACAUGGCUUUUGGAAAGCCUGUGAAAUACUGGAAGCUGGAUCCCAACAAAGUCUAUUCCUGUGGUCCCAAUGCUUGGGAUACAGCAGUACAUGAUGCCUCUGAGGAAUAUAAGCACCGAAUGCAUAACCUCUGUUGUGACAAUUGCCAUUCUCAUGUAGCUCUAGCCUUAAAUCUCAUGCGAUAUGACAACAGUACUUCCUGGAACAUGAUCAAACUUUGUUUUUUCUCCUUGCUGUAUGGAAAGUAUGUAAGCAUAGGAGGCUUUGUGAAGACCUGGCUUCCCUUCUUCCUCUUUUUGGGAAUUAUCCUGAUAGUCAUCUUGACUCUUUACAUGCGGUGAUGGAUGACAUUGGUCCAUCCGUCCGUCCGUCCACCCGCCUUCCCCUUGUCCCCUUUGAAGUCAAGCGAUGGAAUCCGUGGCUUUUCAGCCCAGGAAGGCAUUGAGAGCUGCAUGGUGUGGAAAGCCCUCGAAAACAAAAAACAAAAAAAAGAAAGAACUCCCAUUUGUAUUUUGUAAUAACAACUCUGUUCUUCUCCCCUGGGAUUCUCUGUUUGGAUGCAGAUGGUUUCUUUCGACCUGCUUGACUCGGAACGUUUUUGGGAUUGGGAAAGGAGGGAGACUUCUCGCCAAAACUCCUUUGUGACCCUCAUGGAAAUCCCAAACAGGGUUUGGGUCGAUAGGAUGAGGAAAGUAGGGUUUCAUUAACCUUGGGUGAGAUGUCUAAAGGAGGGAGUAACGUUCUCUCGAUUUUCCCCAGAGGUGAUUAAUGGGCACUAAAUGAAAGGUGGAUAUCUAGUGGCCACCGCCCUGGGAUGGGAUCAUAUUUGCUUGCACUGAAUGAUGGGAUUUCCAGGGAUGAUGGUGGCCUCAAAAAUGAAAGAAUGACCCGCUUGGUCUAUGCAGGGCUUUCUGUGAGACGAGAUUAAUUUUUUUAAGUUUCUUCUGGGGCAGCGCGGGAGUUUCGUGAAAGAUGAAUGUUGUUCUCCUCUCACCCACCGCACAGAAAGUCUGUCUCUUUGUCUGUAUGUGUCUUUAAGUCUAGUCUCCUAGGAACCAGCAUUCAAAAGGCAGUUGAUCUCGAUGGAUCUUCGUUACCUUCUUGUCAGCUUAAACUGCCCCCUUGUCACAGACCCGCUAAAAGAAUGUAAGCUGCUCCUCUUUGCGGAGAGCCGUUUCUCGAGAAUUCUGGUAAGACUUCCUCAUUCCCUUAUUAUAGAAUUAUUUCCAAAGCCCUUGCUCUCCCUGGUUUCUUCAUACAUUAUUAUACUGUGCCUUGGAAGUCGCUGGAAACCUAACCCGCAGCCAUUAAAACGCUUCAUCUUUGAUAGCGAGGGUUUGGAUGCUAGAAGCCAUACCAGCGUCACGUCUGCUGUUAGGAAACAUGAAUCAUUCCUUUAGGGCUCAGCUUUUUCCCUGCUGUGGCCAGGUAUCGAAAGAGCAAUAGCUGCUCGGGUGAAUUUUAAUUUAGUUCGGGCUUACGGCCUUCCUUGCCUGUUGUGCGGAGUUAAAAAAAGGGGCACCCUCUUCUCUUUAACCGAAGGUGACCUAAAAAAAAACAAAAAAUCCCGCCAUGCUUUCCUUUCAUUUCCACCCUUCUUGUUCCCUUGCUAGCCUUCGUCCUUUUGUUCCUCCUGCAGUGCCAAAGACGCAUGCUGUGUACAAGAGGGGCACCUGUGGCUUAGCAGGUCUUGGGGGUCUCCGUUGCAUUCAGCCAUUUCAAGCAUGAAUGAUGGCAGCUGUAAGAAAACUGAUCCAUAAGCUCUAGGCUGAUUAGAGAUCAAAGGUCUCACAUCAAAGUGACACCGUGUGGUGUUCCAUCAAGCUAUCCCUGGGUUAUUUCGCUUACGUCCCAGUAGGGAUUCUAGUUCUUAUGGAAAUAAUAGACUGAAUUAAUAACGCGCACAUUACUCAACUUUUUUUCCCUUUUUAUUCUCCCCCCAACCUCCCCUCAUAGCGACUUGCCAAAAAAAUAAUAAUAAAAAGCUCCAGGAAGCCUAAGUUUUUCCCAGACCUGGAACUUAAAACCUUUCUAUCUUUCUAUCAUAGCGCUGAUCUAAGUUCAUCUUUUCAAUCAAAACAGAUUUUCUGACAUAAUAUGACUGCACAAGCAUUACCAAAAUGUGAAGCUUGCUGGAGGAGACACCCCCCCCCAAAAAAAAAACACCAAAAAAACCAGCAAGUGACUGUGGUUGUUUUUUCUCUUGUUUUCUCAACAUCCCUUCCUCUCCCUCCUCUUUCCAAUAUUUUGGUCCUUACUUUUUUAUUCUUUUUUUAAAGCCUAUAUUUGUGAACCGGCUAAUGAAUGAUCAAUAAGGAGGCUCAAAGGAGAAUAUGAAGUGAGUUGGGGAGGGGGGAGACUUAAAGCUAUGGAAGAGCUAAAGCUGCAGAUUCGGAUUGUCUUGCUAUUUUGCUCACUUGACAAAGGAACGAUUUCCUAGUCGUCUUAGCCAGUAGAACUAUGAUUGGAAGCAGUCUUCUCUGUUACAAAUUGCUACCACUUCUAAAAUAAGUUCUUAGAUUUCCUCUAACAAGUGAGCCACACCCUUUAUGGGAAAGCGGCUUAGGGGUGGUUUUACCCAAUAUUAUAUUUGCAAACCUGCUUUAUUGGGGUUCCAGAGAUUGGGGGAAGCCAAAAAUAAGUUUGCAGGAACUUGGAAAAAAAUGUUGCUUAAGCAAGGCAGGGAGGUAGUGGAGUGCACGCAUUGUAGUCAGAUGGCAGUUCCUAGCCUUCCCACAAUCCUAUCUCAAAUAUUUUACCAUCUUGUCUCAUCUUGUUUAACAGCCGCAUGAAAACUAUUCAUCUUUUGAAAUCUUUCAAAAACGUUAAUGACUAGUUCUUACUGUCUUUUAAAAUCUUCCAUGGGAAACACUUCUGGGUCAAAGUGACGAAGUUGAUGAAGCUGCUUGGAAGAGCAGCGAAACGUCUCAAACGAACCAAAAAAAAAAGAGAUAAUAAUUAGUCCAGUUGUCAUAAUUCAAUCUUCGGACACCUUUUCUUGGAUGACCGAGAGUCUUCAUCGAUACACUUCUGGAUAGGAAUUGUGGUGGUUUAAAUCUUAAUUGGAGCCUGUCUGGCCAUGCUUGCAGACAGCCCCCUGACUAGCUCUCAUUGUGGAGUCAAGAAAAAAAAUAUAUUACUACUUGGUUGAGUAGCUGUAGUGAGAAACCUGUAUGUCAGGAUGGGCAAUUAAUUUUCCCAAGGGGCCACGUGAGAACCUGGGUCGGUUAUGGAGUGUGGAACAAACAGGACCAACACAUUAUUGUGACGCACAUACAUAAAUUGGAAAAAAAAAUUCACUUUCAAAAUAAAAGUGAUGCAGUUGUAUUGUAAGCAUGGCCUACACUUAUUUACAUUUGAUUUUCUAAUUUACGAUUAACCUCAAGUGAACCGGGCAGGGACAGCCAAAGGGCUGGAUGUGACCCAAGGGCCGUAAAAUGCCCAGAUCUGCUAUAUUGUAGUGACAUGAUCUGUGAAUUCUAUAUUAAUUCUGCAUUCACAUCUGCCUUGAAGUGUCUUAGUUGUAGGCAUUUGGUCAAGUCCAAAGUACUUUCCAAAGUUUUCAUUUUUUACUUUUUUUUCCCUUUACAUUGUUACUGUUUUUCCAUUUUGCCUUUUGUUUAGCUUUCUCUGUAAAACUCCCAUCAAUUUGUUCGCUCUUUCCUUUGCUGCUGUCUACAUAGAUGGUCUUCUGGUCCAGUUGCUUGAUUCCUUUGUAAAUACCAAAGUCUGCUGCUGUAAUUUCAUUAUCCCAAUGAUGGUGAAAAAUAAAUGCAUUUGUGUACUCCGACAA